Exophiala xenobiotica is the source of this 1066-nucleotide messenger RNA. RefSeq lists its product as uncharacterized. Bases 86 to 1054 code for a protein of 322 amino acids. The transcript is spliced from 2 exons. Gene Ontology annotation, molecular function: catalase activity; heme binding. Lineage: Eukaryota; Fungi; Ascomycota; Eurotiomycetes; Chaetothyriales; Herpotrichiellaceae. Gene Ontology annotation, biological process: hydrogen peroxide catabolic process; response to hydrogen peroxide. Gene Ontology annotation, cellular component: mitochondrion; peroxisome; cytoplasm. The record is from RefSeq and is a predicted model, not a curated record.
CAACCAAGUCAGCAUUCCAAGCUCACCGUCCCUUUCAACCACUCUAAGCUAGUGACCGAACUCACCACAUAUCAAGACAAUCAUUAUGCCUCUGUCGACUAACGAGAAGACAAAUGAGACCGCGGCUGCGUUGGUCAAGACGCUCCAAGGCGCUUUCCACACACCAGCAGGCUUCAGACCAGCCCAUGCCAGAGGUAUCCUCACCAAUGGCAACUUUACACCCACUCCCGAAGCAUCCUCCCUGAGCAAGGCGACACACUUCAACCAGAGUUCUACCCCGGUCACUGUGCGAUUUUCGAAUUCGACCGGUCUCCCCCAGAUCCCCGACAAUGCCAAUGACGCCAAUCCACGAGGCAUGGCCGUGCGCUUCAAUCUUCCCGAAGUCAACGGCCGCCGCCAUCACACCGACAUCAUCGCUCACUCGACGCCCUUCUUUCCCGUCCGCACAGGCGAGAUGUUUCUAGAACUUCUCGGAGCCAUCGGAGCUUCGUCCGCCCCUGACGCCUCCAACCCCUCGCCCAUCGAGGUCUAUCUCGGCAAGACGCCCUCGGCCAAGGCGUUCGUCGAAGCACCCAAGCCUACGCCGGCCAGCUUCGCCACCGAGAAGUAUUUCGGCGUCAAUGCCUUCAAGUUGGUCUCGGCCGAGGGCAAGCAGACAUUCGUCCGUUAUCGAAUUACUCCGGACGCCGGCGAGUUGCACUUGUCCGAAGAGGAAGCCAAAUCGAAGGACCCGGCGUUCCUGCACAACGAGAUCCAGACCCGGAUCAUCGAUGGUGGUGCAUCGUUCUCGAUUUGGGCUCAGAUCGCCAACGAAGGAGAUACCACCGAUGACGCGACUGUGAGAUGGCCCGAGGACCGCAAGGUGGUCAAGCUCGGCACGAUCAAGCUCGAUGCUGUGGUGGGCGAUAACGACGAGAAACAGCGGACCAUGAUUUUUGAUCCAGUGCCUCGAGUCGAAGGAGUUGAGCCGAGCGAUGACCCGCUCAUUGAUAUGAGAGCGACUAUUUAUUUGAUUUCAGGAAGGGAGAGGAGAGCCGCUGGGCCUCACCAUUAGAACCGCACGUCA